Molecule: messenger RNA, 1176 nt
Organism: Chelonoidis abingdonii (Abingdon island giant tortoise)
Lineage: Eukaryota; Metazoa; Chordata; Testudines; Testudinidae
Source: RefSeq, a predicted model, not a curated record
CGUAGCUUGCCCUUGUGCUGCUAACACUCAUUGUUUUGUCACCAUUCAUUGCUGCUGUUAUAUAACUCAAACUGAUCACACUUCAGGCCUGUCCUUCUGUUUCCUCUCUUCCUGCCUUACCCUUCCCUUUCCUGGAGAUGUGGGCACUGCCCAUCCUGAAUUAUUAGCAGCUCUGAAAAAUAUCUGACCAAGCAGUAGAAGAUCCUGGCCUUAUGUCUUGGUGGUUGUGACGUUUUAACCUUAGUUGGCAUGUGUAAUGAGUCUUUUCAGUUGUGAACCUUACUUAUAUAGUGAAACGUGCUAUUAGCACACAUUGAGCCUGGACACAGCCUGGACCCUGCUCAAGGGGAUUUUGUAGGGGAUGGAGAGAAAGGGGGUUCUAUGCAGAUAUCAUUCAUGUCUGAUCUGUAUAUCAAAUGUUUGUGUGGUGGACUCUUCCCUUCCUCUUCUGGACUGCUCAGACCCAUCUCUCCUCCCACUCCCAUUCAUAAGCCUGUAGCAUCUCUGGGAUGACCAUAGCAGUGGCUGAUGUAGAAAAAGCAAGCCUAUUGACAGAAUGUCUGGACAUGGUAAGAGGAAGGCAAAGCCCUGGUCUUCAAGAUCCCAGUCAAAGAGGGCUGGUUUGCAAUUCCCAGUGAGCCGUGUUCACCGGUAUCUGAAGAAGGGGCAUUAUGCUGUGAGAAUAAGCCCCAGUGCUGCAGUCUACCUGGCCUCUGUGCUCCAGUACCUGAGUGCCGAAGUGCUGGAGGCAGCAGGGUACGUGACCCAGGCAAAAGGGUACCAGCGCAUCAUACCAAGGCACAUCCUUUUGGGCAUUAAGUGUGACGACGAACUGCAUAAACUGUUCAACCAUGUGACUAUUCCACAAGGAGGUGUCCCACCCAGAAUUGAGAAGCCACUUCUGACCAAGAAAACCAACAAGAAGUCUGCGCAUAGAAAGAGAGCUGCCCCCUGCUAGCUCAUCUCUAGCUGCAGCUGAGUCUUGAAAUGAGGGGUGGGGUCUGGCUCACUAAGACUGGAUUUCUGUGCUACAGGCUUCACUUAGUGCACUUGGUUUGUGUGUUGCUCCUAAAGAAUAUUUAUUCAGAUUGGUGGUUUGUAUAAUCUUUAAUGUAUGAAAUACAGGUUUAUUAGACUAUCUGGCUCUUGUGAUUCCUAUUUUAUGCAGUAGAUUGU